This is a messenger RNA of Bactrocera oleae (olive fruit fly), 2001 nucleotides long. The record is from RefSeq and is a predicted model, not a curated record. Lineage: Eukaryota; Metazoa; Arthropoda; Insecta; Diptera; Tephritidae.
AUAUAUUUUUAUAGAGUAUCCGACGUUUGCUUCAGGCAAAUUUCGUAGCAAAUUAAUAUACCUUGCUCAGGUAUAAUAAUUCGAUUUUAUUUAUUUCAAAAAACUUAUUUUAUAUUAACGAAAUAGAAUAGAAAGAGAAAUACGAAGCGCGAAAGUAAUGCAAAUGUUAAGUAACAUGAAAGUCAAUCAAAUCUGUCAAAUGGAAAAAAUUGCAUUGUUUCUACUUUGCUGAAGGCAUAAACAUAGCGGACAUACACAUAUGUAUAAUGCGAUUUUGAAAAUUUCUAUUCGAUUCUGUUUACUAAUUUAACUUAUUUGAGAUUGGUUUUAAUUUUUGCAAUCAGUGCAAUACUAAAUUGUUUAAAUGGCUUAUUAUAGCGCUUUUUUAUUCGAACACAUACAAUUAAUUUUUGUUUUCAUUUACUAUGCUCGUUUUGAAACCGUUUGGAAACAAAUGUAAACGAAAGUGACAAAACUUGGAAAGAUGUGAUUGUAUUGGAGCAUACCAGUUGCCAAGUGGCAGAUAAUAAAAAAGUACCUGUAGUAUUUAAGUGAAUUUGGUUUGGAAAUUUGGAAAAUUACUACCAAAGAUGACAAAAAGUAAGAAACGGCUAAAGGAAGAGCUGGAGGCGAAAGCGCAGAACGCUGUUGUAGAGGAACGUCUAACAACAACAAAUGAUGCGUAUACACAGGGUGCCUUCUGUUAUCUCCGCUUGCUUACACACACUAUAGGAUUGCUGCAAUUUACCUAUGGCAUCUACUACCAUUGGUUCAAUGUGCAUUGGCCGCAGCACUUGCAGGAUGAGGAGGAGUUGAAAACACGUUGGGGUGGGAAAUUUAAAUAUCUCACUUUUCUCGAUGUGAUAGUGCAAGCUCUUUAUCACUUAGUGGCUUUGCUUAAUGAUAUUAUGGGCUCUAAUGCAGUAGGACCGCCACGUGCAAUGCCUGGAAUCCGUAAACUUCGAGAUUAUAUGUUUGCUGCUUGGGCGUUUCCCAUCGCACAUAAUGUGUGCAUCUCUUUUUGGAUUAUAUACGCUUACGAUCGCGAACUUAUCUUCCCAUCAGCGCUGGAUGCAAUUUUCCCAAACUGGCUCAAUCAUAUCGUUCACACAAAUGUGGCGAUGCUUGGCAUACUCGAUAUGUUUACUUGCUUUCGUCAGUACCCCAGUCGUGUAGCUGGACUCACUGGCACUGUUGUAUUUAUGGUGCUUUACCUUAUUUGGAUGCACAUUGUACGUUUCUUUUCGGGGCAUUGGGUAUAUCCACUGCUGGAAGUUCUUAAUCUACCGAUGCGUUAUUUUAUGCUAAGCGCCUUGCUAGCUUUUACUAUAUGCUGCUAUUUCUUGGGUGAAUUUAUGAAUAAUACUAUUUGGAGUCCAGAAUUACGUUUGCUGAAAAUAAAGCACGCCAAAAGUGAAUAAGUGGAAUACAUACUUAUGUAUGUAUUUGCGCAAGCAAAAAACAAACAAAAAAAUCCAUACAGUUUGACCGCUGCAAAAUCUAGUUAUAAACAACGAAAGUGUUGUUGUAUUAUGAUUUGAGUAGUCUUACACAGUACCGUUUUUAUUGUAUAUAUUAUUAAAACGAAUACAAUUUUCAUGAUGUAUAAUUUUUUAUAAAUACAAUAGGAUUCUACGUUUGAAAAUGUUCAAAAAAUCUUAAGGCACUAACUAAUACAAUGUUCAUACGUAGAGUUACGAAAAUCUGUUUUACGCGAAAAUCUUUGUUUUUUAUUUAUUUAUUAAUUGCUACUAUUUUUAUAUUUGAGCAUUUCUCGUUGAUUCAUGCAGUAAAUUAAGUAUAUAGAAAAAUUUAUAAAAAUAUUUCCUGUUUUUUCACUUUAGUUACAAAAUUGGUACUUAUAUACUAUUAAAGUAGAAUUGUAAUCUAUGUUACAAAAAGACUAUGUAAUAAAUAUAUGCUUAAAUCAAAUCAAGUCAGUACAGAAGUUUUAUAGUAUAUGAGUAUAUAAUAAAAAUCCAUAAAUACAUAUAAAUGCAA